Sinocyclocheilus rhinocerous is the source of this 2062-nucleotide messenger RNA. It is a transcript of the gene scamp2, whose product is annotated as secretory carrier membrane protein 2. The record is from RefSeq and is a predicted model, not a curated record. Gene Ontology annotation, biological process: protein transport. Lineage: Eukaryota; Metazoa; Chordata; Actinopteri; Cypriniformes; Cyprinidae. Gene Ontology annotation, cellular component: trans-Golgi network membrane; recycling endosome membrane. The transcript has 9 exons. Bases 89 to 1075 code for a protein of 328 amino acids.
CAGAGCGGAAGUGCAGAGAGGAAGCAGCAGCGAUCGCAGCUCUGGUGCCGCUCAGUUUGGACUCUAAAGGCGGAUAAAGCCCAUAAUAAUGUCGGGAUUUGACUCCAACCCGUUUGAAGAUCCAGUCGACGUCAAUCCCUUCCAGGAUCCGUCUGUCACGCAGGUGACCAGCUCUGGAAUCGAUCACAUUGAAAGUUUCAGUCCAUUUCCUGAUGGCAACUCUGUGACGGGAAGCACCAUCCCGGCCUCGAGCGGCCCGUCUCAGCCCGCCGUGCUGCAGCCGUCAGUGGAGCCCAGUCCAAAGGCCGUGGCUGCAGCUGCGCAGGGCAAUCUGCUCAAACAGCAGGAGGAGCUGGAGAGGAAAGCAGCCGAGCUGGAGCGACGAGAACAAGAGCUGCAGAGCAGAGGAGCGCCGACAGGCAAACCGAACAACUGGCCUCCUCUUCCCAAAUUCUUUCCCAUCAAGCCUUGCUUCUACCAGGACUUCUCUGAGGAGAUCCCGCAGGAACAUCAGAGACUUUGCAAAAUGAUCUAUUACCUGUGGAUGUGGCAGUGUGUGACGCUGUUUCUGAACGUUCUGGCCUGUCUAGCUGAGUUCACCACUAACACAGACGCAGGCGUGGACUUCGGCCUGUCCAUCCUCUGGUUCAUCCUGUUCGCUCCCUGCUCCUUCCUCUGCUGGUUCAGACCCGUCUAUAAAGCCUUCAGGUCUGACAGCUCCUUCAAUUUCUUCUUCUUCUUCUUCGUUUUCUUGGCUCAGAUCGUCGUGUCUGUGAUUCAGAGCGUUGGCAUCCCUCGAUGGGGCAACAGUGGCUGGAUUAGUGCCAUAGCAGCGAUUGGCAAAAACAAAGCGGUGGGUGUCAUCAUGAUGGUGGUGGCGGCCUUCUUCACGGCCACUGCUGCACUGUCGGUCGUUUUACUGAAAAUGGUUCAUUCCCACUACCGUCGCACCGGCGCCAAUUUCCAGAAGGCACAGCAGGAAUUCUCCCAAGGCGUCAUCACGAACCGCACCUUCCAGACCGCAGCCGCCAACGCAGCCACCACAGCCGCCCAAAGCUCUCUGCAGAGGAACUAGAACCAGAAAGCACCACUGAGAUCCUGCAUCUCUUCCCUCACUGUUCCAGCGGCCCACACAGAACCCAAAGCCCAGCUCCGCUCACCUGCUUUGGUUCUGGAUCUCGAUUUGGACUGCAGAGGCACUACUUUCGUGUUUAUUUUUUUGUUUGGAAGCAAAAGGUAUGAAGUUCAUCAGUGUGUUUGUAUAUUUGUAUGUGUCCAGAAAUUGUGUCCUGUAUCCUUUUUGACCUUGGUUAUGCUGUAUAUAAAGUAAUUUAAUAUUUCCCCGUCGUCCAUAGUGGUACAGGAGUCUCUUUAAAUUAAAAAAAAUGAUCAUGAAGGAUCUCAACCUUAUAUGUGUAUGUCAUGAGAGUCUAGGGGCCUCAUUUAUAAAGCGUGCAUACGCUCAGAUUUGAUCUUAGAGUGUGCGUACGCUUAAAUCCACGCCAGCGCAAAAACUGUCUUUGACGUGGAAAAGUGCUUAGCGUCACGAUUAUAGAUUAUGGAGUUGUAAAUGAAAGCUUUCAUUCCUAUAUCAUUUGAUUUCCUGAAAACAUUCUGCAUUCCGUAUUAGUGCCAAAAAAUAAUGAUAUGCGCCCAGAAUUCUGUGGAGGCAUGGCCAUGUUUGCAUAAUUAGAAUCUUGACAACCUCGGAAUCUUGACGGACACAGAGAACAUUACUGUUAUUGUCUUAAUCAUAAGACUGAAGGUGGGAUGUAGCUUUUUGCAUUGGGUGUGUUUUUUUGAUAACCGUGUAGAGCAAUGUUUUUUCCUCCCAUGUGUACGAGCUUAUUUUAGGCUACUGAUUGUAAACAGUCAAAUCAAAAUAGUUUGAUUAGUACUCAGACUUAAAUUUACUUGGGUGAUUUUUUAGCUUUAGAAAGCCCUAACUUUUGAAACAAAUGGGUAAAAUGGUUUGCCAUACAAAAUGCCACUUUCUGGAAAGGGUUAUAUAAUUUUGUCAGAUGAGAUCAGAAGAUAUUUUUCAACAGUGUAAGUACUUUUU